AUGCAGGAGCUGGCCGUGGAGCGGGAGGCCCUGGAGGAGGUCCGCGAGGAGGCCGUCGCUGCACAGGAGGAGGCCGACCGCCUGGAGCAGCUCAUAGUGGAGCGCGACCAGGCAUCGAAGAAGCACGCCGAUGAGCUGGCCGCUCGCGAGGAGCAGCUUGCCCUGCGAGAGCAGGAGGUUGCCUCACGGGAGGAUACGGUCGACAAGGGGGAGGAAAACAUGAGGUCCGCUCAAACAGACCUCCGCCGCCAAGCCGAUGAUCUCGAGCGCGACCGCGUCGACGUUCUCCGCCGGGAGGAGCAGGCCAUCGAGGCCCAGGCCGAGCAACUCGAGCGAGCCCACACCGAAGUGGCUGCCCAACUCCAGGAGGCACGGGUCGUGAAGGACAUCCCUGCCAGCACCACCAGCGGCAAAGGUCUUGAAGCUCGGCUGAAGAAAGCUGAGGAGGAUCUUGAUGCUGUCUACAAAGAGCAAACGAAUGUUAAGGCAAUGAUGCAGGAUGUCAUUCGGCAGGCGCGGGACUCCGUGGAGGCAGCCGGGCUCAUGUCCGUGUCUGUGGGUUCCCAAGGGCUGGAUACGCUAGGCCAUCUCGCCCUUGGGUUGUUGGAGAUCACCCGGCGCCUCGAGGCUCUCCCUGCCGCUGUCUAG
Molecule: messenger RNA, 648 nt
Organism: Phragmites australis (common reed)
Lineage: Eukaryota; Viridiplantae; Streptophyta; Magnoliopsida; Poales; Poaceae
Exons: 2
Coding region: 1-648 (215 amino acids)
Source: RefSeq, a predicted model, not a curated record